Molecule: messenger RNA, 3643 nt
Organism: Diorhabda sublineata
Lineage: Eukaryota; Metazoa; Arthropoda; Insecta; Coleoptera; Chrysomelidae
Exons: 3
Coding region: 89-1036 (315 amino acids)
Source: RefSeq, a predicted model, not a curated record
AAUUAAAAAAGAAGAAUUACCCUACUUGUUAAAUUCGUUUUUUAAAAUACAGUUUUAAUCGAUUUCUAAUGUUGAAAAGACCUAAAUAAUGAAUGUUUUUAGUUGUUCUGAGUGUCGAAAAGAAUAUACACUUUUAAUCAAUUUAAGAAGACAUGCAAAAACAUCCCAUCCAGAUAAAGUCGAUACAAUAGCCCCUCACAAAACUUACAAGUAUGAAUGUGAACCGUGCAAGAAAAAGUUUAACCAUUUAAGGGAUUUUAAGUGCCACAAAAACAAACAUCAACUUUCGUCUCAAUUGAAAACUGUAUCAAAAUAUAACUGUUCCCUAUGUAAUUUUAAAGGAUCUAAAGUCAAUUUAAUAAAUCAUUUCGAUUCUAUUCACAAUAUAAUAAUCAAGACAAAUACUUUUGAAUUUAACUCAUUCGAAAAUUUUAUUGUGUGGAAGAGUGAAGUAGAGAAAAAUACAAAAUCACAGUUUGUGAAAGAGAGAGGUACAGUUUCUUUUAAAAAUAAAACUAUUAUUAAAUUCAAUUGCCAUCGCUCUGGUUAUUAUGUUGCAAAGGGAAAAGGAUUACGCCGUUUAAAAAGAAAGGGUUCAAAUAAGAUAAAUGGAUUUUGUCCAGCUUCCAUGGUAGUGCACAUGGUUGAAAAUGGAAAAUGCAAAGUAUCUUUUAUUGAUAAACAUGUUGGUCACGAAAAUGAGGAAAUUGGUUAUCGGGCUCCAACAUAUAAAAAGCGAAAAACUAAAAAUGAAACAAAAAAAUCCAUUCAUAAAAUAAGAUACGAUUCAGAUUUUAUCAAAGAAAAAGCUUAUGAACCCCCAGUUGAUAAUGAUUUAGAAUAUAGUUUGGCGGUAGCAAAGGGAAAAGAAUUUAUAAUUUCGCAUAUAAUUCCCCAUCUGUAUAAAGUAGCUGAAGGCAUUAUUUGUAUCGAACAAGCAGAUGAAUUUAAAAAACUUUGUGCUCCAAUAGCAUCGACGUUAGCUGAAAUUGGAAAUAGAUAUACAGAAAUUAAGAAACAGGAACAUUAUUCUUGACUGGAAAUUAUUAAAUUAGAUUCUUGUUAUUACAAAUAGAGAAGACCCCCUACAUAUCAAAAGAUUUUCAACUUCGCCUGUGUUUUUGUUAAUCAUAAUUAUUUAUACACUUCAAGUGUUUGGACCACUUGAUAGAAAACUUAUUAAAAUAUAAUUAUCGAAAGAAGUCAUACCUAAAAAUCAUCCCUGAAAACAAUUUUUGAAAAUUUUGAAUUUAACAAUAAAAAUUUUCAGUACUUUUAAUUAAAAAAAUAAUUUUGUUAAAGUUAUUGAAGAUAUCUUUGCGAAAUUUUCAGCGAUUAUAGUAAAAUAUUUAUAUAUCAAUUAUUUCCAAAUAUUUGUAUCCCCGCACAGAAUAAAAAAUUGAUUUUCUGAUUAUAUAUCAAAUUUGGGUCAAAUGAACUACUAAAUGCUAGUUUAUUCAUAUAAAUUUCGAACUAAUCAAUCAUUUCUCAUUAUUUCCAUUCCUGUAUAUAAUACAAAAAUUAAUUGAAUUUUCUAAUUAUAAAACAAAUGAACUACUAACUCCCAUUAGGUUAGUAGAUUCUUCUUUUUCAUUUUUCGUAUCAUUACCAUAUACAUUUUCAGAGAUAAGGGAAGUAGUCUAGUCUAAGUACAUUUCUCAAUGUAUUUGACUGUGUUUCGACACCGGUAACGGUAGCAGAGACACGAUCUAAAUACGUAUGUGUAGGUUAUUAGUGGUAAAUAUAAACAAAAAGUGAAAGAAGAAACAUGUACUUGUGCACUGUUUAAAAUCAUUCGACCAUAUCGAAAAAAAAAAUCGUGCUGUAUGUACUCAAUAUAAAAUACCUAAUUGAAAGUACAAAAUGUGUGAGAAAAAAUGUGCUUCAUUAAAAAAUAUAUAAAUGUUAAAUAAACAAGUUGAUGUUAAUAUGAUCUGAAUUAGCAAGAAAACCAGUUUGGAGAGAGGUAACUUUUCAUAUUGUAUAUUCAUUUUUAAUAUAAAUAUUAUUUUAAACACUUCUAUGUGAACAAAUUUAUGAAAAAAUUUAUCAAGUAGCACAUUCACCUCCUGACCUUCUUUGUCAUGAUUGUUUUUUAUUUCAUAGACUUGAAAAGGUAGGUCACAGUCAUUAUAACAUAUUUUCUUCCAAAUAUACUUUAUAACUUGUUUAAAGUAUUAGAAUUCUUGUUUUUUUCAAUCUUUUUUUAUUGUUACACAGUUUCCAUAUUUUCAUUUUUAUUAAUUUGUUUUAUAAUUCUGACAUCUUGUGCUAAUUAUAUGGGUUUACUUCGUGAUACAGAAAUAUGAAUUAUUAGAUUUGGCAUUUUGUAAAUUGAAAAUGUUUAUCAGUAAUCAAAAUUUUGAGUAAAAACACAACUUGAAUACAUAUAGAACAUUUUUUUUAAAUAACAAGUAACUAUGUAUGUAAAGUAAUAAAAAAAUAUCGAACUAAGUAAGAAGUAAACAUAAAAAUGGGUACGAUAUGUAGUAAAAAGACGAGAGUGACGCAACAAGAUAGGGCAAUUCUAAAAUUAAAACAACAAAGAGAUGCUUUAAAACAAUACCAUAGGACAAUUGAACGGUCAAUUAACAAAGACUUAGAAGUUGCUAAGAAAUUACUAACAAAUGGACAUAGAGAAAGAGCGAAACUUAUUAUAAAAAAGAAAAGGUUUCAAGAGCAACUCAUGUUCAAAUUGGAUAAAAUCCUCAAUAAUAUAGAACAAAUAUUAAAUGAUAUGGAGUUUGUACAAAUCGAAAAUCAAGUAGUUGAAGGCUUGAAAAUAGCUAACGAAACAUUGAAGAAAAUAAACGCCGCUCUUGAUAUUAAAAACAUUGAAACUAUUUUAGAUGAUACUAAAGAGGGAGCAGAUAAACAAAAGAUAAUUACUGAACUUAUCAGUGGGUAUUUUACUGAAGAAGAUGAAGAAGCUAUAGAAGAAGAAUUGAUAGAUAUGCUUGAGGAAGAUCUACCUAAUGUACCUUUAGACGAACCUGAGAUAGUUACUAAUAAUGUGAAAGUUAAACAUAAGUCUAGUAGGAAUAAAGGGGAAAUGGAAUUAACAAAAUAGGAAUUUUGGUUUGGGUGGAAAAUGAAUAGAAUUUGAAUUUUAAUUAUACCAAAAUUCAUUUUAAAUAAAAAUAUAUCUGAGUGAACUGUAAUUUGGAAUGAAAAAUGGAACAGAAACUACAAAAAUUUAUAAAUGUCAUGAAAAUUCACUUCUGUUUGUUUGACAUAAAUCCACAAACUACACAUUAAAUUUUCAUAAAUUUUUCAUCAAUAAUUAUUUUGAUUCAAUGGCAAGGUUAAGUUUUGUUUAAAUUUGGUGAUAACAGUUGAAGUAUCAUAAAAAGUUAUGUCUCAAGGACAGCUCUGCCUAAUUCCCAAAAUAAUGCAAGGAGAUAUCAAUCUUAUACAUCCAUAAAAAUGUACGUGCUAUCUUGUAUCUAUUUCCCCCCCAAAAAAACUUGCUAUACCCAUUAUAACACAUAAUGUGCAAAUUUAUUACACUACAUCUUUUAAAUGAUUUUCGGAAAAAAUUACUGAGAAUGAAAAUGAGUUCAAACGCAUUUCUUAUAGUUCUAAAUAAAAUAUGUUUGUUUUUACACAAAAUCAGGUACGAUUAAUAAACAUGUUAUGUGAA